AUGGCACCACAGUCGCGCUGUUUCUCUGCGCCCCUCCAAAAAAUCGUUAAAAAACGUGUCAAGUCGCACUCUAAUGCGGAGCAAGAACUGGCUCAUCUCAAUGCCGCCGAAGAAGCAUUCUGUGCGCAAGAAUGUGAAACAAUGACCGCAAGAAUCACAAUCUCGAAUAAAUCAAAGGCGAACGAGGUCAAAGUAGACAAUCUUGACAAAGGUGUAAAUGUGAAACCCCAAGGGUAUCAAAAGCACACGCCUUGUACACCAGACCUCAAUGGCACUUGGAAAUCUCUUGCACAUGAGAAUACAUCUUCAAGCAGCGUACUAUCAAGGUGA
Melampsora larici-populina 98AG31 is the source of this 330-nucleotide messenger RNA. RefSeq lists its product as uncharacterized. NCBI's taxonomy places the organism in Eukaryota, Fungi, Basidiomycota, Pucciniomycetes, Pucciniales, Melampsoraceae. The coding region runs from base 1 to 330 and encodes 109 amino acids. The record is from RefSeq and is a predicted model, not a curated record. The transcript is spliced from 2 exons.